This is a messenger RNA of Talaromyces marneffei, 1674 nucleotides long. RefSeq lists its product as uncharacterized. Lineage: Eukaryota; Fungi; Ascomycota; Eurotiomycetes; Eurotiales; Trichocomaceae. The coding region runs from base 1 to 1674 and encodes 557 amino acids. Gene Ontology annotation, molecular function: 2-(3-amino-3-carboxypropyl)histidine synthase activity. The transcript has a single exon. Gene Ontology annotation, biological process: protein histidyl modification to diphthamide. The record is from RefSeq and is a predicted model, not a curated record.
AUGGCGUCAGCUCCGAUUCUCUCUACGCCAGAUACGCAUCUGCUAGAAGCCACAGAACCCGUCGCCAGACCGAACGAUUCAGGGAUCGUCCGUUCUGACGAUGAACUCUCUAUCAUCUAUGAUAUCGAACGAACCUUGGCUGAGAUACGCCAAUCUCGGUGGAAGCGCAUCGCACUCCAAUUUCCGGAUGAUAUGCUCCCGGAUGCUCCGCGAGUCUUUCAGCUUUUGACACGGGGGCUACAGACGAAGAAUGCGAAAUCUGACAUUGAACCGGCAGUCGCGGAAACUACGAAUGCGGAUCCGGAGACGACGCUUACCGAAAAGACGUCUCAGUUAGGGUUGGAGGACAGCAAGUCGCUCGACGAACUAGAACGCAGAUUCUAUAUUCUGGCCGACACUUCCUAUGGCACUUGCUGCGUUGACGAGGUUGCUGCGGAACAUGUUGAUGCUGAUGCUGUUGUACACUACGGACGAGCCUGUCUAUCCCCGACGUCGCGAUUGCCCGUGAUAUACGUUUUUACACACAGACCUUUACCAAUUGAACCGCUUGUCAAAGCGUUCAAAAAUACAUACACUGACCUUACCGCGAAAAUUAUCAUAGCUGCCGAUGUGACAUACACGGAUCAUGUCCAAGAAGUUCACGAUCGACUUGUGCAGGGAGGAUAUACCAAUCUUUUCGCAGCAGAGGUAGUACACAACCCUGCAUCUGCCAUUCCGAAUCGUACAGUCCCAGAAUCGGUCGAGGAAAACGCAGACACAUUGAGCGAAUGGGAAUUGUUUCACAUCUCGGAUCCGCCUACGGCGCUCUUGCUUACCCUUUCAUCGAGAGUUGCGGCUAUACAUAUCUAUCCGACGGAGAAUGUUGAGUCCGAAGAAGAGAUCAAACCACUUCAAGCGUCUACCACAGCAGCGUUACGUCGUCGAUAUGGUGUUUUAGUCUCUUUGAGCACUGCACCUAUAUUCGGCAUUCUUGUCAAUACGUUAAGCGUCAAGAAUUACCUUCAUAUUGUCGACCACGUGAGGAAACAAAUCGCAGCUGCCGGUAAAAAGAGCUAUAUGUUUGUCGUCGGCAAGCUCAAUGCUGCAAAGGUAGCAAACUUUAGUGAGAUCGAAGGGUGGGUUGUGAUUGGAUGCUGGGAGAGUUCCUUAGUGGACAGUAAGGAUUUCUGGAAACCGGUCAUCACGCCCUACGAGCUUGAGCUUGCUCUACAAAGCGAUGAUACCCGUGUAUGGACGGGCGCGUGGAGAAGCGAUUACCAGGCUGUCCUUGAUGCUUCUACGGAGGUACCGAAUGCGACGGGAGAGACAAGUGAAGAUGUUGACGGCGAUGACGGCUCAGAAUCCGAAUCCGCACCUCCAGAAUUUGACUUUAGGACCGGUCAAUUUGUAACCACCUCCCGGCCUAUGCAAUACACAAGCAAUGGCAGCAAUGGACGUGCGGGGGGUAAUAGUACAGCUUUGGCGAAACGAGCCAAGGGUGACUUAGCUAUGAUCGGGAACUCGAUAUCCCCAGGGGCGGAAUUCUUGCGUUCGCAAAGGACAUGGAAAGGGCUUGGAAGCGAUUUUGAGAUUAAAUAUGAGGAGGACGACGAGGUCGGUGGUUCCGCUGUUGUCGAAGGGCGUAGGGGCAUCGCAAGGGGGUAUGCGGUCGGCGACGUUACAGACCGACACUGA